AUGUCACUGCAUUCGGCACGGGGGCUUCAUGAUGAUGGUUGCUUUCAGGAUGUCCUGGUGGCUGUUGGCUUGGCGAAGGAUGGCGCUCCGCGAAAGACGGGCUCAGGAACUCCCAUGCGCGGUUUGCGGCGCAUCAAGACGAGCGGUCCGCAGACGCACAAACUGCCCUUUGGAGUCAUGUGGAGUAUCACUUUGGUAACGGCCGUCACCAUGGCAGUGAUCAAUUUCUUCACUAUUUGGAUAAUCUCCUUUGCGGUGGAGUGGAAGUUCAGCACGCUCCAGCUCAUGGUCGACAAGUUUGGCGUAUGGUUUGCCAUUUUGGGGUUCACGGGGAUUUGCUCUUGCCUAGCGCUGUGUUGCACCCUCUUCAUCUUCACCUGCGCUCCUGCGGCUGGUGGCUCCGGAGCACCUGAGAACAAAGGAUUUCUCAACGGGAACGAAAUGCCAGAGCUAUUUACCUUGCAGAACCUCGUUGGGAGGGCCAUCGCCACGAUGCUGGCCAAUGUCACUGGUUACCCAGUAGGGCGCGAGGGGCCGACUGUCACCAUGGGAAGCAACUUAGCGUACUUGAUCACACACGUGGCUGCGCUGCCAUUUGUUCGUCAAUGGGUAGACGUUGACGCACCUGGCUCGGCCACUUCUGCCGCCACCAUGAUUGAUGAGGACCGGUUCGAGCAUGCCAAGCGCAUUGUUUGUACAGUUGGUGGGGCUUGCGGAAUGGCAAUGUUGUUUGACUCCCCAAUCGGCGGCAUUGUGUACAUGUUUGAGGAGAUCACUUCCUCCUCCUGGCCGGUUGAGGUAACAUUCCGGGCAUUUGCCGGCACUUCGGUGUGUGCGCUGGUAUCCCGAGCGCUUCUGAACAUGUGUGGUACCUCCACAAAGGCGUUUGUGAUCUACGAGUGGAACCCGCAGCCAACAGGGUGGAGCUGGCACGACGUUCCCUUCUUCAUGUUGCUGGCCUUGCUGAUGGGACCCUUCAGUGCCUUCCACACCAGGGCUUGCCUGGCUGUCGCCAGCGUCAGGCAGACGCUCAUGCAGCGCUUGUCCGCAUACCAGCCAUACAACAAGAUGGCGGAUGCGGUGCUUUAUGGCGGUCUUGUGGCGUUGACGUACUCGCUGGUGGCUUUGUUGGCCAACUGCAAACAUACCGCUCAAGAUGCGGCACAGUUUGUUCGCUACGAUUGCGAGGAGGGCAAGUACAAUCCGGUGGCGUCGCUUUUGCUGACAACAUCCGAGGGAGCAGUGAAGCGACUUUUUUCAAGGCAUGAUGCCAACGAGAUCCACUUCAGGAAUGAGCUGCUCGCCUUUGUGUCAUACACAGCUCUGAACAUCGGUCUCACAGGCGUGCCUGUUCCCUCAGGGAAUUUUACCGGCUCCAUGCUGAUAGGAGGGCUAGUUGGCCGCAUGAUGGGUGCUCUUGUGCGAGACUACGGGCCGGGAAUGGCCGUGUCCGGAGUCUAUGCAAUGGUUGGAAGUGCCUCGAUGCUGGCGGGCUUUAAGCAGAUGGCGGUGGCAGUUGUGGUUUUCAUCACAGGAGCAGCCAACGACCUUGGGCUGAUCCCUCCCCUAAUGCUGGCAGUCACCCUUUCGUUGCUCCUGAAUAAGCUGAUCAACGAAAGGGGCUUCGAUGAGGAGCAAAUCCUCAGGAAAGCGAUUCCUUUCCUGCCCCCGGAGCCACCACGCCUCAUGGACCGUGUGGUGGCCCUGGACCUGCGGGACGACCUGCCACCUGAAGCCGCGCUUCAGCCAGAGGCCGACUACAACGCGAUCCAGCUGGCCCUGCAGCAGGACAAGGCUAGAGAUUACCCAGCGGAGGCUGUGUCUGAUGCUGGCGGCGAGCAGAUGGGCAAGCUGAUCUCUGCCACAGUCGCAAGGGAGUCCAGCUUCUCCGGAAACGUGCUGCCAGUCAAGCGUCUCACCGAACGAGCUCCGUACACCAUCCUGGAGGACAUGCCGGGGCCGCGGCUCUAUGCACUCUUUGCAAAGGCUGGUGCCAAAGCCGCGUGCGUCAUCUCAGAGAAGGGCGAGCCUCCAACUCAGGGCCAAGGGGGCUCAUUGCAACGGCGCGGAGAUACGAGGAGGCACUGCCUGUAA
Messenger RNA from Effrenium voratum, 2094 nucleotides. NCBI's taxonomy places the organism in Eukaryota, Dinophyceae, Suessiales, Symbiodiniaceae. The record is from the annotation of a GenBank genome assembly.